Messenger RNA from Arabidopsis lyrata subsp. lyrata, 1749 nucleotides. Its product is annotated as metal tolerance protein 1. Lineage: Eukaryota; Viridiplantae; Streptophyta; Magnoliopsida; Brassicales; Brassicaceae. Gene Ontology annotation, molecular function: zinc ion transmembrane transporter activity. Bases 458 to 1666 code for a protein of 402 amino acids. Gene Ontology annotation, cellular component: plasma membrane; vacuole. The record is from RefSeq and is a predicted model, not a curated record. Gene Ontology annotation, biological process: zinc ion transmembrane transport. The transcript is spliced from 3 exons.
UUUUGCUAAACCGCUUCUGCGAACCAAUCUAUGAAACCGAUAAAAAAAGCGACAUGAUUGAUUGGUUUGAAUUCAAAAUUUCACCGGUCAGACAAGAAACCCAAUCAUUGUACGAAGGUUAAAAAAAAAAAAAAGACAGGAAAAUAUUACGGUCCAUAAAAAUCGGCCACGUGUUCGUAAUGUUCACCGUCAACAAAAGAGAUUCCGAUUAAGAGAUAUCGAUAAGAGAGAAAGGGGACCCAAAAAAGGUUAGGUGGAUCUCAUGAAAUCGGUGGAGCUCCCCCAUAUCUUUUUUUAAAUAGCUUUCUUCUUUUGGCCCUGUCUCCAGAGAUUCUUAUAUACCACCGAAUCUUCAAUUUCUGCAACUUUUGUAUCUCGUCGACUCUUUUCUGAUUGCCAAAUUCAGAAAACUGUUGUGCUUCUAUUGAAUUGGGCUUCCUCUAUCUUUAUUAUAGAGAUGGAGUCUUCAAGUCCCCACCAUAGUCACAUUGUUGAGGUUAAUGUAGGAAAAUCGGAAGAAGAAAGAAUUAUUGUGGCAAGUAAAGUCUGUGGAGAAGCGCCUUGUGGGUUUUCGGAUUCUAAGAAUGCUUCCGGAGAUGCUCAGGAACGCUCUGCUUCUAUGCGGAAGCUUUGUAUUGCGGUCGUGCUGUGUCUAGUGUUCAUGAGCGUUGAAGUUGUUGGUGGCAUUAAAGCCAAUAGUUUGGCCAUAUUAACCGAUGCUGCUCAUUUGCUCUCUGACGUUGCUGCCUUUGCUAUCUCCCUCUUCUCAUUGUGGGCUGCUGGCUGGGAAGCAACUCCCAGGCAGACUUACGGGUUCUUCAGGAUUGAGAUUUUGGGAGCUCUUGUGUCUAUCCAGCUCAUUUGGUUGCUCACGGGUAUUCUGGUUUAUGAAGCCAUUAUCAGAAUUGUUACAGAGACCAGUGAGGUUAAUGGAUUCCUCAUGUUUCUUGUUGCUGCUUUUGGUCUAGUGGUGAACAUCAUAAUGGCUGUUCUGCUAGGGCAUGAUCAUGGUCACAGUCAUGGGCAUGGACAUAGCCAUGGCCAUGACCAUCACAAUCACGGUGGAAACCAUAGCCAUGGGGUGACUGUUACUACCCAUCACCAUCAUCAUGAUCAUGAACAUGACCAUAGUCAUGGUCAUGGAGAGGACAAGCAUCAUGCUCAUGGGGAUGUGACUGAGCAAUUGUUGGACAAAUCGAAGACUCAAGUCGCAGCAAAAGAGAAAAGAAAGAGAAACAUCAAUGUCCAAGGAGCUUAUCUGCAUGUCCUUGGGGAUUCCAUCCAGAGUGUUGGUGUUAUGAUUGGAGGAGCUAUCAUUUGGUACAACCCGGAAUGGAAGAUAGUGGAUCUGAUCUGCACACUUGUCUUUUCGGUUAUUGUCCUAGGAACAACCAUCAACAUGAUUCGAAACAUUCUAGAAGUAUUGAUGGAGAGUACACCCAGAGAGAUUGACGCCACAAAGCUCGAAAAGGGUCUGCUUGAAAUGGAAGAAGUGGUGGCUGUUCAUGAGCUUCACAUUUGGGCUAUCACAGUGGGAAAAGUGCUAUUGGCUUGCCAUGUCAAUAUCAGACCAGAAGCAGAUGCAGACAUGGUGCUCAACAAGGUAAUUGAUUACAUCCGCAGGGAGUACAACAUUAGUCAUGUUACGAUACAAAUCGAGCGCUAAAAGCGAAGUAAGAUCUGAUGAAGGGUUUUUGUAUCAGCAUUCUCAUUAACAAUAAAAUCAAUAAAGUUUCUACAUUUUUCACU